AUGCACCUCCAUGGGCGGCUCGGCUGCGAGCACGCGUACCCCGACGAGCUAAAGGACCUCACGCCGCUCGAGGAGAAGCUCAUCUCGCUCAACUCGUGCUACGGCUUCGUGACGAAGUAUAGCAUCCCCGGCGGCCAGAGGCAGAGCGUGAGGUACCCGAGGCACGUCAAGGGCCAUAUCACGGUGUUCCCGAACGACGUGCAGGGCCUGGCUGCCAGGUGCUGCCGCACCCGCUGGUCCGGGUCAUGGACGAGAUCCACGUCUCGUGGCAGGGCGCUGAGAGGCCCGGGCCGCGGGACCUAUCAGGCCUGCUGUCGCCAGCUGGGGCGCCGCCGCACGGUGCCGCCGGUGGUGUGCGAGCGGCUGGAGCGAAACGAGCCGUCGGCGCGGGAGAGGACGCAGACGGCGCAGGUGGUGCCGCCGUCGGAGCGGGCCAUGGACGACGGAGGCGCGGCCGAGAUCGAGGAAAUCCUCGCGAUGCUAAGGCAGGGCCAGGACCCCGCCGAGGGGAGCCGCGACGUCGGGCUCACGUGCGAGGACGACGACAGGGACGGCGCUAGGCCCGAAGAGGACGGGGACGUAAUCAAUGAGGUAACGUCUUCCGGCAUGUUCCCGUUAGAUGGGGCGCCAGAUGUGGCCGACGCCGAGAAGAUUCGCUUCGCCCGCGACGCGGUCGGGCCCGAGGAGCGCGCGCCAGCCGAGGACGUGGGUAGGGACGGCGGCCAGAGGGCGGCGGGCGACGGCGGCGACGGCGAGCCGUACAUACAGGUGCGACGCGGCGAGGAUUUCGCCGACUCGGCGGACGCCUCCUUCUUUGCAAAGGCCUUUCCGACCCUGUUCCCCUUUGGCUUGGGCGGGCCGAGGCUCGCCGACGAGGACGCCGCGGGAGAAGGGCCUUAUGUCGACGCGGAACAUGAAGCUCAGGCAUGGGCCGACGUCGUGCUGCGGCGUCACGGCGGCCGGUUCGCGACGCACCCUAUCUUCGCCUUCCUUGUCUUUAACAUGGGCGUGCGGUCUAAGAACCGCCAGGCCAGCAUGCUAGGCGUAGCGAGGAAGAACUUCGCAAGGGUCGAGGGCCUACUAAAGUCGUUAACGGCGCAGAGGCUCGAGGCGGCCAGGCCGAGCUCGAGGCCACAGGGCAACGCGGGCAUUGGCGACGCGCUCGCCGGCCCGGACGCGGAGGAGCAGGCGGCGUACCGGGAGCGCAUCGUCCGCUACGUAGAUAGCGUCUUCUCUGAGGAGCUAGACGCAGAAGGUUACUGUGCCAUGCAGGCAGAGCGGUCGGCCACGGCGGACAUAUCGUCGCGGCUCGACGACGUCGCGCGCUUCACGGACACCUUCGACGAGGAGGCCAACUUCUGCGCGGGCGCGACGCAGAUCCAUACGCAUAGCGCGACCUGCGCGCCGUGGAGGUUGGUGGAGAGGACGGCGCUGACGGCGGACGGGGUGCUCGAGAUCCGGCGGACGCAUAGCAUGGUGAACCGGUGGAACAGGGCGAUGGCAGUGGGGCUACGACACAACCACGACAUCUCGUUCAUCGCGACGCAGCGCAAGACCAUGGCCCUAAUCUACUAUAUUACUAACUAUGCGACGAAGGUAGAGGACCCGGUGUGGAAGCGUGUGGCCGCCGCGGCCGAGUUCCUUCCUGUGCUAGAGCCGACGGGAGAGGGCAACAGAAGUGGCGCCGACCGCGACGGGAAUAAGACGAGAACGUUCCUGCUUAAGGCGGCGAAUCGAGUCUUUACGGAGCGGCCGCUGUCGCAGGUCGAGGUGAUCGCGCACCUCCUAGGGUACCCGGCGGAGUUUAGCAGCGGCUCAGCGUGGGCGUAUAUAAACGCAAACCAGCUCUACUGGGCCGUCUUCCGCCGGUGGCGGCACCUCCGACGGGCGAGCGGCGCCGAGGCGACGGGCGACGCGCCGGACGAGACGGUCGUCGUCGAGGAGGCUGGCCUGAGAUCCCUCUCGUCGAGGCCUACCGGCACCGGGGCGAGCUCCUGCGGGGCCUCUGCCUUUAUGACUACGCAUCGCUUACGACGAGUCGUGCCACCGGAGGGCGGCGGUGCAGCACCUGGCCCUAUUCGUGCCGUGGAGUCCUUCCUCGGCGAGGAGGCAGGCGACAUUAACAACAUCUGGGCACGGGCGCGGGAGUCGCUGGCGCCGAGGGUCGCGCGGCUCGCAGACAACGUGCAGCUCCUCCGGCGGUCGGCGGAGGACGCGAAGCGCGACGCCAAGCAGUGGGCCGCCACGGCCGAGGAGGGCGGUAUGACGGCGCCGCAGGCCGACGACGAAGGCAGGGGGGCGGCCGAAGGGGGCGAGGAGGCAUACCGCGCCGGCGGGGCGGGCGACGCGGCUCGGCUCAUCGACGUCGUCCGGAACGCCGCCAGCGCGGGACAAGUCACGGCGCAGUCAACAGAGCUGCUAGCGAUGACGCAGCAGCUCUGCCGGUUCCAGCAGUCGGCGCUCGGGUCGGCGGCCGAGCUCGCGGCGACGGUGGUGGCGGACGAGAGGGCAGGCAGGCGGGUGAACCUACCGGGCUCGGCGCUGUCGGGGGCGGCACUGCCGCGGCAAGAAGAGGUGCGGGCCAUCAAGUCGCAGCAGAGGAGCGCGGCGCGGGGCGGAGCGGGCGAUCCAGGGCAUCCAGGGCGGCGGGGCGGCGGCGGGCGUCGGGGCCGACCGCGGCGCGGCCUUCGCGGGGUGAUGGGGGGCUUCGGCGAGGACGACAUCGACGUAACGGCGGCCGACGGCGACGCAGACGCAGGCACGGCGGCGGGGGAGCUGGCGGGCCAGCUCACGCUCAACGAGAAGCAGGCCAUCGCCCUCCUAAUCGUGUGCCGGCAACUCGACCGAAUCCGGCAGGGCGACGACGCAGGCGGCGACGGUGGUGGCCAGCUCUGCCUAUUCAUCGGCGGCGAGGGCGGCACCGGCAACCGGGUACUGGUUACGGCGACGUCGGGGACGGCGGCAGCGCGGAUCAACGGCAUCACGCUGCACUCGGCCUGCGGCCUUACGGUCGGCCAGGGCGGCCGGGCGGGAGGGGACGAGGACAUUGACGGCGUACGGCUGGCGGGCCAGGGCGAGCGCUUCGUCGACGGCCGGUCGCGGAUGGACUGGCAGGAGAAGGAGGUGCUGGUGAUCGACGAGGUCAGCAUGCUCGGGGCGCGGACGCUGCACGCCGCCAACGAGCAGCUCUGCCGGCUGCGGGGGUCGGCGCGGGACUUCGGCGGCAUCCCGGUAGUGAUCCUCUGCGGCGACUUCCACCAGUUCCGGCCGGUGCAGGAACGGUCGAUCCUGCUGCCGAGCGCGGCGGUGGCGUGGGACGAGGACGGGGCGUUCGCGGCCGAGCAGCGGCGGCGGCACGACAAGGCGCACGCGCUGUGGCGGCGCUUCACGACGGCGGAUCCCGUGGGAGACGGGCCUGACGGUGGUGACGCCGCUCAACCGGAACCGCUGGAACCUCAACCUAGAGGCGGCGCUCGCGUUCCGGAGAGGCGGCGGACGGCGGCGCGCGUCUUCCUCUCCGAGCAUAAGUGGAGGGACGGCGUGCCGACGGAAGAGGAGGCGGUGCUAAUGCUAGGCCAGGGCGACGACAGCGCGACCCCGGUGCCGGCCGUCUUCCUCUUCGUGCCAGGCAUGCCGGUCGUCGUGAACCAGAACACGCACCAGGGGCUGAAGCUUGUGAACGGGGCCGGCGUCAAGAUCACAGCGCAGCGGAAGCGGCCAUGGCAGCGCAACGACGUCAGCCGGAGGGGCCUGCCGUGCGCGGCGGCCUUCGCCUGCACCGACUAUAAGGUGCAGGGCGGGACGCUAGAGCGCGUGGCGCUGGAGCUGCGGGGGGCGAGGAUGACGACGGUCGAGGAGGGCGGUGCCGUCGUCGUGCGACCCGUAUAG
Messenger RNA from Hirsutella rhossiliensis, 3888 nucleotides. RefSeq names its product PIF1-like helicase domain-containing protein. The record is from RefSeq and is a predicted model, not a curated record. Gene Ontology annotation, molecular function: DNA helicase activity. The coding region runs from base 1 to 3888 and encodes 1295 amino acids. Gene Ontology annotation, biological process: telomere maintenance; DNA repair. The transcript has 13 exons. NCBI's taxonomy places the organism in Eukaryota, Fungi, Ascomycota, Sordariomycetes, Hypocreales, Ophiocordycipitaceae.